This is a messenger RNA of Sparassis crispa, 864 nucleotides long. RefSeq names its product Alpha N-terminal protein methyltransferase 1. The transcript has 5 exons. The coding region runs from base 1 to 864 and encodes 287 amino acids. Lineage: Eukaryota; Fungi; Basidiomycota; Agaricomycetes; Polyporales; Sparassidaceae. Gene Ontology annotation, molecular function: N-terminal protein N-methyltransferase activity. Gene Ontology annotation, biological process: N-terminal protein amino acid methylation. The record is from RefSeq and is a predicted model, not a curated record. Gene Ontology annotation, cellular component: cytoplasm.
AUGGUCCCGCCCACAGUCCCCGACCCCGAUGUCGAUGAGGGUAUAGAAUAUUGGGCAACACAACCAGCCAACUACGACGGUGUUCUCGGUGGUUUUGGAUCUGGGUCAUUACCUAGGGUCGAUGCGCUUGGCUCGCGCCAAUUCCUCAUGUACCUGAUGCCGGAGCUCUGCGCCGUUCCUUCCGCCGUGCGCCCCCUACACCCACUACAUGAUCCUACCCGGCGGAUACGCGCAUUGGACGUCGGCGCAGGGAUCGGCCGCGUAACUGGUGACGUGCUUCUUCACCUGGUUCAGGAUGUCGUCCUCGUCGAGCCCGUCGAGAGCCUCGUCAAUGAGGCCUGGGCACGCGGGCGCGCGAGCGCCGCGGGCAAGGUGACAGAGGACAGCACCCACGUCCUGUGGAAGGGCAUCAAGGACAGGACAAAGAGCGUCACUUUCGUCCAAGGGACGCUCCAAGACCUGGACCCAUGUCGCCCGCUAAUUUCCACAAAGCGGCUCGGCCGCGUGGGUUACGAACCGCCUGCGGACGACCUCGAGUCGCCGUACGAUAUCAUCUGGUGUCAGUGGUGUCUCGGAUGUCUGAGCGAUCCAGACCUUGUUGCCUUCCUCAAGCGCAGCGGUGCCGCACUGCGGGAUCCCGAACGGAGUCUGAUUAUUGUGAAGGAGAAUUUGUGCUCGGAGCCGGAGGGCGGCGGGCCCAGGACGGUGUUCGAUGAGACCGAUUCCAGUCUUACAAGAUCCGACCUCGCCUGGAAGAAGUGUUUUAGUGAAGCUGGUUUGAGCCUGAUACACGAGCAAGUGCAGCGUGGAUUUCCCGAAGGUCUUUAUGUUGUGAAAAUGUAUGCUUUGAGACGGCCAUCUUGA